AGUUCUAAUGUGACUAUUCAAGUUUGGACACACUUUUUCAUUUAUGUUUCUUAUUUAUUUUUUUCAUAUUUACACUGUGUAGUGAAGUGUAGUAUGAAAUGGUUUAAACUAGUUUUAUAAAUUUGAGAUUCUUCAAAAUAACCACCCUAUAAAAAGAAAAAAGUAUGACUACAUUCCCUGCUCUCUCAAUCCAUGUAGUCAUUGUGGUCAUGUUAUGUUGGUAUCCAUAUGAAAUUGAGACGAUUUGAGACCAAGACCUGUCCAAGACCACAGGGUCCCAAGACCAGGACAAGACCAAGACCUCUGAGAAUUCUGAGACAAGACCAAGACCACACACACACACACACACACCCACCCACCUACACACAUACACACACACACACACACACACACACACACACACACACACACACACACACACACACACACACACACACACACACACAUAUAUAUAUAAAAUAUACUGCACAAAAUGUACUGCACUGAAUGCUGCUCUUUUUUGGACCCUCACCCACAGUUUGAGAACCCCUUCUUUAAGAGAACUUCCACUGGCACUUUACAGAAAAAUUUGAAAAAAGUGAUGAAAGUGUGUAGGGUUUUUUCAAGUUCCUAACUGGAGUUACAUUCUCUUACUGGUUUUGCAGUGGGAUUUAACAGCCUCUGCACAUUUACCAAAUGCACGCCAUGACAAAUACAGAUGCAUUUGUGCACUUCUAUUAGGCAAACUUCAACCACAUGUAGCUUUGUGCCAACAAUGUAACAUAAAUUUAGAUUAGUUUUUGCUUCGCAUUUCAUCUUGCUCUUCUAAUCAGCGCAUUGAGGGCGGAGCCUGUGUGCGUGUGUGUACUCAGGGAGGAGUGAGAGUGUGAAAAGGCGAGGAGUGGUGCGCUGACGGGAGCCAAGUGGACAGGAUUACUUCACCGAGGCAUACACCCUCUGAACUGCUUGUCAGGGGACCAAUAAUUUUGGGAACUUGUUCAAGAUUAGCACCACCUGCUGUCCAGUGCUAAUCAUUGAAGAACCUGACCCGAUCACCAAAGGAACAGAAUCCAGAGAACAAGCCAUGUCUGUGCUACGUGACCUGAGAUGGGAGAUCCAGCAAGAACUUCACCAGCUGACCUGUGCCCACAGCAGAGACCUUCUCUACAAGCUGGCAGAGUCAUUGAAAGAUGAGGUGGAAGAACAAGUGCCAGGUGAAGAAUCGACCGAAGUGGAACUCUUCGACGUUCAUUGUUGACUUUCUGAGAAGUCCACGACUGAAGGACCAUGAGGACCAGGGAAUGUUCCGCCUGCUCGCUUUCCGUGACCUCAUCAGAGAACUACGAUCACCACCACCAGCCGUGGAAGAGGGUGCUGUGGGAGAGGGCGUUGUAAAAGAGAGUGCUGUGGGAGAGCGUGCUGUCAUUGUAGCUCCUGUGACCAGUGAGGAGCCUGCACCUUCAGACGUCACCAUUAAGUUGACAUCACCAUCAGUAGUCACUGAUAAUGGAUCAGUGACAGGGAUCAUCAUGGCUGAGCAGUGCAAAGAAGAAGUUCAAACAGCUCUACAAAACAAUGACCUGGCUCUUGCAGCUAAAAAGGCUCUGGAAUAUUUGGACUGCAUAUACAGUGCUCCUCUGAACAUUGCAAUCACUGGAGAGUCUGGAGCAGGUAAAUCUUCUCUGGUGAAUGCUCUUAGAGGAAUAAAAAACAAAACACCUGAAUCAGCACCAACAGGCGUAAAGGAGACCACAAUGGAGCCCACAGUAUACCCCCACCCACAAAAUCCCAAUGUUAAAAUAUGGGAUCUGCCCGGGAUUGGUACCACCAAGUUUACAGCUGACAAAUACCUGCAGCAUGUGGGGUUUGAGAAGUACGACUUCUUCAUCAUCGUUUCCAGUGAUCGCUUCAAAGAAAACGAUGCAAAACUGGCUCAAGAAAUUCAGAAAAUGAAUAAAAAUUUCUACUUUGUUCGAUCCAAGAUAGAUCAUAACAUAAGAGAUGAGAAGAGAGAUGACCCAAACCUAAAUGAGGAGGAUCUCCUUAAAACCAUCAGAGAUGACUGCACUGAAGGACUUCAGAAACUUGGCAUUCAGUGUCCAAAAGUCUUCCUGGUGUGUGGUCUCAGACUUCACUUGUAUGAAUUCAGUCUGCUGUGGAAAACCUUAGAGAAAGAACUUCCUCAACACCAACGAGAUGCGCUGCUCCUUGCUCUUCCAAACAUCAGUCAGUAGGUCAUAGAGCAGAAGAAAAAGCUUAUAGAAAGCAGAAUAAAAUGGCUCACUUUA
Molecule: messenger RNA, 2267 nt
Organism: Boleophthalmus pectinirostris (great blue-spotted mudskipper)
Lineage: Eukaryota; Metazoa; Chordata; Actinopteri; Gobiiformes; Gobiidae
Product: interferon-inducible GTPase 5-like
Exons: 4
Coding region: 1170-2213 (347 amino acids)
Cellular component (GO): membrane
Molecular function (GO): GTP binding
Source: RefSeq, a predicted model, not a curated record